UUUGAUAAUGUAUCACCUUUAUUAAUAGGCACUGUUACAAAGAGGAUCAAAUGUUUGCUUGCCCAAAUGUGUCUAAAAAAACAACAAUUUCCAUGGGGUGUACUUAUUUUUUUACAUGACUGUAUACUAUAGCAGUCAUACAACCAGCCUUGUAAAAUGAUAUUUAUUAACUGGGACAAAAUACAUGAAUCACCAGAAAGAUUAAUCUUCAGCUGUAAUCCCUAAAAUAUCACUUUCCCCCUUAUAGUCCCCUUUCUAUCUGCUGUUCAUGAAUACAAAACUUUACUGCAUCUUUCUUCAGAAAAAUGUAGACUUGUUACAUAGUGAACUAAACGAAUCAGUCGCUCUCUCCGAUUAAUAACAUUAAAGUGUAAGUGCUACAGGUAAUGAAACAAUAUUGGGAUUGUGACAAAUUUAUAGGUUAACAAAAUGUUAAUAUACUGACCACACCCCCUACACACAUAUAAAUCAUCAUUUGCCUGGCAGACAGUUUCCUCUCUCUCUCGCCUCAUGCACAACUGAAAUGGUUCACUUUACGACUUUGCCUUUGUUUCUCUGCACCGUUGGUUUUAUCUCAGAGACUCUGUGCUCUUUAACUUUGGAGGCAGAAGCUGGAGAUAACGUCACUAUUUGGUGCCAAUAUGGUCUGACUAAUCCAGAUAAAAUCUUCUGGUUUAAACACACAAGUGGUUCAGUUCCACUUCUUCUUGGGUGUAAAAGGUUUAGAACAUCAGCUCCAUCACCAACGUGUUACUUCUUUAAUGAAAGUGAGAGAAUAGUGAUGUCUGUUCAUGGCAAGAACACGUCUCUCACAAUCACUGCAGUAACCGUCUCUGAUACAGGACUGUAUUACUGCAGCUUCAGUGAUAAAAUGAUCUUUAGCAACUCGACCUCUUUAAAAGUGAAAGGUAAUUUGACCCCUUUCCAAGUUUCAGUCUGUUCUGGUGUGUUCUUCAUUCUGUCCAUGAUACUUGCUCCGUUGAUCAUGAUUCUUCUCGGUGUCCUGAUUUUCAAUAUACUGAAGCACAGAAAAAUGCACAGAGGUGAUAAAACUGAUAGACAAGACGAUGAGGAACAAGAGUCUGAUUCAGUGAAUUAUGCUGCUCUACACUUCUCUAAUAAGAAAACCAAGAGGCCAGGGAGACGCAGUCAAAUGGAGGAUCCCCACGUUAUAUAUUCUGGCAUCAAACAAUGAUUUAGCAAUACCGAGGUAACAUGUAUACAUAAUUAAGCAUGUAAUCUAUUGUUUAUUAAUGGUGAACAAUGUUCAGGUGAUGGAGGAAAUGGAUUUGUUUUAUGCUUUCAUCAUAACAGAAAAUAAAUUUAUGAUUUUUUAAUUAUGAAUUUAUGAAUAAUGACAAUGUGGUAACUGUGUAGAUCUGUGGUAGAAUUGAUCGAUCAAAAUUAUAUUAAGCUAAUGUUUGCAGUGACUUUAUUUUAAUGCCUGUCAAUUUGGUAUUCAAUGUAAUAAAAUUCACCUUCAGUAAGAAGCGUUCUUUUUUGUCUUUGGGAUAUAGAAAACCACUUUAUUAAUGAUAAAGAGGACAAAAAUUGGAGUUUAAUGUUAUGUGUUGCCUAGUUUUGUGAGUCGGACCUCUGGCGUUUACUAGAAAAUCUGGUACAUUUUAUUAAUAUACAUUGCCAAGAAACAGCUACUUUGACAGGAAGACGCCAUUUGACAGUAACUGCAGCCAGUCAAUCACACAGAGAACUCUGGGCUCAGAUUUUACCCUGAGUAUUACUUUUACUUACCUGUUACGUGUUCAAAUAAAACUCUGAAAUAACUUUUAAAGUAGUAAAUCCUUUCUCAGUCUAGCGACUGAAUUUAGACUUUAAACUUCCUCUAAAAAGCUCAUUGAGUCACAGGGGGCAAAAGUUUUGUUCACAUGGUGCAAUACAUGGUAUUGCUGUUCAUUAGUGACAUCCAGAAAAUGUUACACACUAGAAACACACAACCUUCGUUGGAUCUGGAAGCUGAAAUUAGAUUAUUUUCCAGUUUCUUACUUGAAUUUUCCAGUUCAGUAAUCACAUUCUCGUAUUUGUAGAUUGUGCCUUGAUGCACGCUAAUAUCACUUACAAAGGGCUGUAAACAGAGGAAAAACUAUUUCUUUAUUAUGCCAUUAUAUCUAUCUCAAGUAUUUGACUUUUGCAUAUUGGACAAAGUAUAAUACACUAUUAAAAUACUUUUUACUUUUGACACUAUCAAAAUAUGAGGAUUUUUCACUAGGAUUUUUUAAAUUUAGCAUGUGAGACUGCUGGGGGUAGUCAAAUAGCACUUUCUGCUAAUUUGCUUUUGCAUUAUCUCCUCAUUCUCAAAACCUCUCAAAAAUAUACGACUUGAAAAAGGUAUCUUCUAAUUAAUUUUAUUUAAUUGUUGGUUUAGA
Ictalurus punctatus (channel catfish) is the source of this 2384-nucleotide messenger RNA. RefSeq lists its product as uncharacterized. The record is from RefSeq and is a predicted model, not a curated record. Gene Ontology annotation, biological process: response to bacterium. The transcript is spliced from 5 exons. Bases 524 to 1195 code for a protein of 223 amino acids. Lineage: Eukaryota; Metazoa; Chordata; Actinopteri; Siluriformes; Ictaluridae.